Colossoma macropomum (tambaqui) is the source of this 1555-nucleotide messenger RNA. RefSeq names its product golgin A7 (gene golga7). The transcript is spliced from 6 exons. The coding region runs from base 107 to 541 and encodes 144 amino acids. Gene Ontology annotation, cellular component: Golgi stack; palmitoyltransferase complex. The record is from RefSeq and is a predicted model, not a curated record. Lineage: Eukaryota; Metazoa; Chordata; Actinopteri; Characiformes; Serrasalmidae. Gene Ontology annotation, biological process: peptidyl-L-cysteine S-palmitoylation; protein targeting to membrane; Golgi to plasma membrane protein transport.
UGGGUGUGAAGGGUGGAACUUAGACAACAAGAAGGAAAGCAUCCAGGUUCUCCCGGACCCUUUAACAGGCGGGACAGAGGAUCGGGGCGGAAACGGAGCAGCGGCCAUGGCGGAGACGCACAGCCUGCAGGACCUGCGGCAGCAAGCAGCCAUUGCCUCCAAGGUGUUCGUCCAGCGGGACUACACUUCUGGCACCAUUUGCAAGUUCCAGACCAAGUUUCCAACUGAGCUGGAGGCCAGGAUUGAAAAGCAGCAGUUUGAGGAGACGAUACAGACACUGAAUAACCUGUAUGCUGAGGCGGAGAAGCUGGGGGGCAAGUCGUAUUUGGAGGGCUGCCUGGCUUGCCUCACUGCUUAUACCAUCUUUCUUUGCAUGGAGACUCACUAUGAAAAAGUGCUGAAAAAGAUUGCCAAGUACAUCCAGGAGCAAAAUGAGAAGGUGUACGCUCCUCUAGGUCUCCUUCUCACCGACCCCAUCGAGAGAGGCCUUCGAGUGGUGGAGAUAACCAUUUUUGAGGACAGAAGCAUUGGAUCAAGAUAAAACAUACCAAAGAAGAAUGUAUCGGACACAUUAAUCACUGGCCUGCUGGAUUGAGAACCGGGUCCCUUUAUCGUGCCCUCAUCGUCCUGCCUGUCUGCAUCUGAACGUAGACGCUUCUUCUUUGUUUCUACAGAUUCUUCCUCUAUUCUUUCAUUUGUUUUUCUCACAGGUAUAACGCGUUCUUGUCUGAAGCAGUGCUUGUUCAUUUAUAAGCCGUCAGGUUUUGUAUGUAUACUGUCUUACUUAAUCGAGAUCAUUUUAAAAGCUAUUAUAUUGUGCCAUGUAUUUUAUAUUGCUCCUUUUUGAAAUUGUUUCUUUCUUUUGAAGCCUUUGACCUCUUUGUUUUCUGUAUAUACUUGUCUUUGAAUGAGCCGUAGGUAAAGUGUACAGUGUUGAUUCACCACAUGGCCGCAGUGUUCGGUGUCCACGUAGUGAAAAUCUCGGUCUCGGAUUGUUGUCGGCACCGUAUUCGGCAAAAUUGACAUUCUGAUGAUGACGUUUCAGUUGAAUAUUGAAGUGUGUUAAGGAUUUUGAUAUAAUGUGCAUUUUAAUACCAUAAAAGCUGAUCAGUGAUGAUCAAUCCAUUCCACGGUGACUUUCCUCAGAUCAUGUGACCGUUUUCAGUAUGUGACAUCAUCCCCUGUGCUCAGUUAAAACACUACAGGGCAGAUUGAGUUGUCUCAGACUCGGUUACACUAUAAAUAGUGACUCUCACUUCAAAGUCUUCAUCCGGAUGCACUUGGCCUGUGUGCAGACCUAACGUUGGGUGUCGUGGAGCUGUAAGAAUGACUGAUUAAUCUGCUGUCCCCUUAUCUUAUUGUGCCCUAAUUGCAUCAGUACUGACCAUGAAAACUUUUAAGGCAACAGUUCCACACAGAGUUGCAUCUUAUUGGAUUUGGAGAGUGUCGUUUGUAUUUUCUGUUGUAUUAAAAUAAACCAUUGCUGUCUUUUCUUGAAAAUCUCUGAACACAUUUAUUUAAAAAUAUGUAUCGUAAUAAAUUAACUUUUCCUUCA